AUGCUGCAUUUAUCAUUUUUGAAACAGUUCACGCGGUUAGCAAUUGGAUCUGCUAAGGUUCAGCCCCUUAACUCGAAAAAUAUUUGCACAACCGCUGUAUUGCCAUUUAAAAUCAGUGAUCAGUUAUGGGCAGAACCAAUGAAGAAGAAAAAGAAAAUGGAUCCAGCCAUAGUAAAAGCUAGAGAGGAAAGAAGAAGGAAAAAAAUUGAAAAACAGAUUCGAAGAUUGGAAAAGAAUGCCAAACAGUUAAAACCUAUAGAUGAAUUAGAACCACCAUUACAUGUCCUUGAUAACUUGAAUACACGCAAACGCAUACCUGUAGUCUUGUCUCCUGCGGAAGUAGAAGCCCGAGCUCUGUUAAACAAGGAAUGGUGUAGAUAUAAACGACAAGAGUACAUGGCUAAUGUCGCUCAAGUUGAUAGAAUAAUGCGGGCACAGAAAAGAGCUUUGGAUCAGUUAUAUGAAGUGUCAGAGGAUUUAUACAAUGAAGCUAUUAUGCCUGACUUACAACUAAUACCUUAUAGUAUUGUUGGACCAUAUGCAACACCACCAAUCAAGAACUACGAUUCCCCAGAUGGGGAGUAUAUAGAUGUUUCCAAAAAGUGGGGUAAUUGA
Molecule: messenger RNA, 615 nt
Organism: Leptosia nina
Lineage: Eukaryota; Metazoa; Arthropoda; Insecta; Lepidoptera; Pieridae
Source: the annotation of a GenBank genome assembly